Equus caballus (horse) is the source of this 2389-nucleotide messenger RNA. RefSeq names its product MINDY lysine 48 deubiquitinase 3 (gene MINDY3). Gene Ontology annotation, biological process: protein K48-linked deubiquitination. The record is from RefSeq and is a predicted model, not a curated record. Gene Ontology annotation, molecular function: K48-linked deubiquitinase activity; cysteine-type deubiquitinase activity. Lineage: Eukaryota; Metazoa; Chordata; Mammalia; Perissodactyla; Equidae.
GAGGAGCCGGAAGUAGCCAGGCACUUCCGGUACGGGAAACUCUUUGCUGCCGCUCGGCCCGGCUUGACAGGCGCGGUGCCUGCGAGCAGCCCUGUCUCCUUUCGCCUUCCCCGAGUCUACCAUUCAAACUCCUUUGCCGCUGCCGUCCCGCAUCUCGUGUCUCCGAAACCGCCCCUUCCCCAUGUUCCGGGGCAGGAGUCGUGAAAGCGAAGACCCGCCCGCCGGUACCCCAUCAUGUCCGAACUGACUAAAGAGCUGAUGGAGCUGGUGUGGGGCACCAAGAGCAGCCCCGGGCUCUCUGACACCAUCUUCUGCCGCUGGACGCAAGGGUUUGUGUUUAGUGAAUCAGAGGGAUCUGCAUUAGAACAGUUUGAAGGCGGCCCCUGUGCUGUUAUUGCACCUGUUCAGGCAUUUCUUUUGAAGAAGCUCCUGUUUUCUUCUGAGAAGUCUUCUUGGAGGGAUUGCGCAGAGGAAGAGCGGAAGGAACUCCUUUGUCAUACCUUAUGUGACAUUUUAGAAAGUGCUUGUUGUGACAACUCUGGAUCAUACUGCUUGGUUUCAUGGUUAAGAGGAAAGACAACGGAGGAGACCGCUAGUAUUUCUGGGAGUCCUGCAGAGUCUAGUUGCCAAGUGGAACAUUCUUCUGCCUUGGCUGUCGAAGAGCUUGGCUUUGAGCGAUUUCAUGCAUUAAUUCAGAAAAGAUCAUUCAGAAGCUUAUCAGAAUUAAAAGAUGCUGUCUUGGACCAGUAUCCAAUGUGGGGAAAUAAAUUUGGAGUAUUGCUUUUUCUGUAUUCUGUGUUACUGACAAAGGGCAUCGAAAACAUAAAAAAUGAAAUUGAAGAUGCAAGUGAACCUUUGAUAGAUCCUGUAUAUGGACAUGGCAGCCAAAGUUUAAUUAACCUCCUACUGACGGGGCAUGCGGUUUCUAAUGUAUGGGAUGGUGAUAGAGAAUGCUCAGGAAUGAAACUUCUUGGUAUACAUGAACAAGCAGCUGUAGGAUUCUUAACAUUGAUGGAAGCUUUAAGAUACUGUAAGGUUGGUUCUUACUUGAAAUCUCCAAAAUUCCCUAUUUGGAUUGUUGGCAGUGAAACUCACCUCACCGUAUUUUUUGCCAAGGAUAUGGCUUUAGUUGCCCCUGAGGCUCCUUCAGAGCAAGCCAGGAGAGUUUUCCAAACCUAUGAUCCAGAAGAUAAUGGAUUCAUACCUGAUUCACUUUUAGAAGAUGUGAUGAAAGCAUUGGACCUUGUUUCAGAUCCUGAAUAUAUAAAUCUUAUGAAGAAUAAAUUAGAUCCAGAAGGAUUAGGAAUCAUAUUAUUGGGUCCAUUUCUUCAAGAAUUUUUUCCUGAUCAGGGCUCGAGUGGUCCAGAGUCUUUUACUGUCUACCACUACAAUGGACUGAAGCAAUCAAAUUAUAAUGAAAAGGUGAUGUAUGUAGAAGGGACUGCAGUUGUUAUGGGUUUUGAAGAUCCCAUGCUGCAAACGGAUGACACUCCUAUUAAACGCUGUCUCCAAACCAAAUGGCCAUACAUCGAAUUGCUCUGGACCACAGAUCGCUCCCCUUCACUAAACUGAUUUGCCUAAGUAUUUAUGAAGAAAAUUGUAAUAGCAGAUGUGGAAAGAGGGAUGCAAGACUGGCAAUUGGCUAAAUUAAGCUAUACACUGGUAUCAUUGAUUAACUGUAAAUAACAAUUAAAAACACAUUUUCAGUGUUUAAGAUAUGUUUAAAUUAUUUAUGUUAAAGGUUACCCUAUUUUAACUCUGUGUGAAAUUUACUAGCAAAAUUAAGCAUUAAUCAAAGUUCAUCACUUUUGCAGUCAGAUAAUUGGUCAUUCAUCAAAUUACAAUCAUAAUGCUAUAGCAUUCGUAUAUUGAGUAUCAGAGUUCCUAUUUAUGAACUUCCACUUUGGGGUUCAUUUCAUUUAGGCACAUUUUACUGUUUAAAUGAUUCUGGCUUACAGUGUAUCAGCCUCCACAUUGAAAUGCAGAAGAAUUAAUUUUUAUUUCUUUUCUAAAAUCUGUUUUCCAUUAGCAAUAUUGAUAAAUAACAAAUGAUCAACCUGGGUCCUUUGACAGUUGGCUUAGAACUGGCAUGUUUAUAAAAACUAGAAACUAAAAAGGAACAUUACCAUUUAUUCACAGAUACAUAGAGGAUGUAUUUUAAAAAAUGAUAGGAAAGAGAAUCUGUUUGAUAGUCUUAACACUGUUAACUUUCACUGUGUUGCCAAAUACACUUUUCCAAAUUUGUCCCAAGAACCCUGUAAGCCAGCUUUCUUGUAUAUUUAUAAAUGUGAUAAAUGCAUGAGAACAUCUGUUAUUACAUUAGUAUACCGCUUUAUUUAUUAUGAUCCUAGUGGAUGGCCUAAAUAAACACUUUUUUUCUUUAACUGUA